Charadrius vociferus (killdeer) is the source of this 318-nucleotide messenger RNA. It is a transcript of the gene SDHAF4, whose product is annotated as chromosome unknown open reading frame, human C6orf57. Gene Ontology annotation, cellular component: mitochondrion. Gene Ontology annotation, biological process: mitochondrial respiratory chain complex II assembly. The record is from RefSeq and is a predicted model, not a curated record. Lineage: Eukaryota; Metazoa; Chordata; Aves; Charadriiformes; Charadriidae. The transcript has 3 exons.
AUGUUGAACUUCUGACACUUCUGUGUCAAGAAGAAUGUAUUUUUGUCAACAAUAUCAAAGUCAUCACUGCUUUGCAGCUCUGUGAGGAGUACCAGCUCUACACAAGGAAGAUCUGAACCUGCUAAGCAGCCGCUUAAGAAACCAAAGUUACCAGUAGGUCGAUUCGAUGAACCAGAGGAGUCCAGUAUAGAGAGUGAACCCCUGGAAAAAUUCCCUGAUGGAAUCAAUCCUGCUACAAAAGAGAGGGGUGGACCUAAAGGCCCUGAACCUACACGUUUCGGAGAUUGGGAGAGAAAAGGACGUUGUAUAGAUUUUUAA